GCGGGAGUUCUUCGGCACGAUGGAGGUGGUGAGGGAGCUCUCAUGCUGGGUGGCGCAGGCCUCCCUCAUCUGGCAGGGGAUCGAGGUCAAGGACUGCGAGGGCCUGCCAGAGGGCAGCGAGCGGAGGGCUGUUUCCUUCGCCGUACCCGUGGUGGAGCCUGCCCGCCGCCGCCAGGUCGACUCGGGUUCGGGCGACGGGUGGGCCUCGGCGGCGCGCGCUGGUGGAGUAUCCCUCGGUGCGACGGCCUUCGUGUUCGCUGGCCACGUCCUGGCCUUCGCCAAGUGCGGGGAGGGCGCCGCCGAGCAGGAGCUGAUGGCGUGCACCCACUGCGGGGCGUACGCGCGGCUUGGCGGGCGCUCAGGCGCGGCGCCCAAGCUCAAGGAGCAAUGCCCAGGGUCUGCUGGGCUUCCCAAGGGCAGGCGCGACCAGAAGGCACGCUGGCUGCAGGGGCGGCAUCCUGCUGGCACGCCCCACAGCGGCAACAAGCGGGUCGGCGCGGCGGUGCCCAGCCUUCGCAAGGAGGACGUGGUGCCGAUGGACGCCAGGGUGCGCUUCCUGCAGUGGCUGGGCGUCCGUCCCGAGGACGGUGCCCCUGGUGGCGAUGCCGCCAGCGCCAGCCACGGGCCCCCCAGCGGCGCGCCGGCCGCUGGCGAGGCUGCGGCGGCGCCGCUGGUGCCUGGCCCCGCGGGGGCCUCGAGGGAGGCAUGGCUGAGCGCCUACGGCCUGGACGAGGCGAGCCUUCUCGAGUGGUCGGCCGCGGCUGAGGAGGCGCGCGAGGACAGGUCAGGCCUGUUUGGCUUUGGCAAUGCGUGCGCUGACCUCACCUCGUGGUUCGUGAGGCCCCGUUGGUUGGCUCUGGAG
Prorocentrum cordatum is the source of this 862-nucleotide messenger RNA. The record is from the annotation of a GenBank genome assembly. Lineage: Eukaryota; Dinophyceae; Prorocentrales; Prorocentraceae.